GCUUCGUGAGCCCUCCCUUUUCUUUCUCAUUUCUCUCCUUUUCCCCACAAACAACCAAUUAGUAUACUAACCCUAAAAUCAAAGACCUGAUCUUUACCUUUUCGAUUUCAAAUUGAGCAAAUAAUUAGUGUUUCUGCUUCAUUUCUAGCCCUAAUCCCGUCCCAGAUUGACCUCCGCAUCAUUCGAUCGAGACUAUCUUAUUCGCAAGCUUCAAAGGCUCAAACUUGCAGGCACGUUUUAGUGAAUCAGAUUUCGGCUUUAAGUCCAAUUGGUGUCCCUUUUGAAGUGGAUGGUUUGAAGGGCUUUUAGAAGUUGGGGAAUUGAACAAUGGGUGGCAGUGAGUUGGAUAAAACUUCAAAAGAGGAGCCAAAGACACAACCUGCUACAAAUGCACAGGAGCAGUCUUCUACCACUAGCACUGGCACAGUUAAUGCAGAAUGGUCGGGGUUUCAGGCUUAUUCUCCCAUACCUCCACAUGGUUUCUUGGCAUCAAGUCCCCAAGCGCCUCCAUAUAUGUGGGGGGUUCAGCAUAUUAUGCCUCCCUAUGGUACCCCACCCCAUCCUUAUGUUGCGAUGUAUCCUCAUGGUGUAUAUGCACAUCCAUCCAUUCCUCCAGGAUCAUAUCCUUUUAGUCCUUUUGCCAUGCAUUCUCCAAAUGGCAUUGCUGAGGCUUCUGGAAAUACUCCUGGAAGCAUGGAAACAGAUGUCAAGCCAUCUGAAGUGAAAGAUAAAUUGCCAAUUAAAAGAUCAAAAGGAAGUUUAGGUAGUUUGAACAUGAUUACAGGAAAGAACAAUGAGCUUGGUAAAACAUCAGGGACAUCUGCGAAUGGAGGUUAUUCUAAAAGUGCUGAAAGUGGAAGUGAAGGUACAAGUGAAGGAAGUGAUGCAAACUCUGAGAAUGAUUCACAAUUGAAGUCAGGAGGCAGGCAAAAUUCUAUGGAAGAAGCAUCUCAGAAUGGGAACUCUGCACAUGGUCGUCAAAAUGGUGGGCCAAACACAUCUCAUUCUAUAGUUAACAAAACAAUAUCUAUUGUACUUAUAUCAAGUACUGGUGCUGCUGCAGCUGUCCCAGGUCCUGCAACAAACUUGCAUAUUGGAAUGGAUUAUUGGGGUGCUCCUGCUUCAUCUGGCAUCCCUGCAAUUCGUGGUAAGGUUCCUUCUACUCCGGUGGCAGGAGGGAUUGUUACUGCUGGAUCACGAGACAAUCUUCAGUCACAGCCUUGGUUACAGGUUUUUCCUCUUCCUCCUAAUUUGAAAUUAAACUCACUAGAUUUAUGUAUUACCAUCAUGGUUUCUCUGAACUCUGACUUGCAAAAGGAUGCCCCUGUUGAUGAACUCUUUAAAUUCUUUUCUUCUGCUGACUUGUUAAGCGAUGCCCUUGCAAGCUCUAAUAAUUUUGUGUUCUAUGUUGAUGUAUUCCAGAUCUCUUUGCUAAUGUGGAUUAAAAAAACAUGUCGGGAUGAAAGAGAGCUUAAAAGACAGAGAAGGAAGCAGUCAAAUAGAGAGUCUGCUCGCAGGUCCAGGUUGCGUAAACAGGCAGAAUGUGAUGAGCUGGCUCAGCGCGCUGAUGCCUUAAAAGAAGAGAAUGCCAAUCUUAGAUCAGAAGUAAGUCGGAUUAAGAGUGAGUAUGAGCAGCUGCUUGCUGAGAAUGCCUCUUUGAAGGAGAGGGUAGGGGAACUUCCCGGGCAUGAAGAUGUCAAGUCUGGCAAAGAUGACCAGCAUUUGAGCAAUGAUGGACAGGCAGAGGUUGUGCAGGGUAGUAGUCACUAGGAUUUCCCUAUCCUAGUUCAUGUUGUUGUCCAGGAGCAUAGUCUAACCAGAAUUAGCUGCAGGAAAAGGUUGCUAUUCUGCACUGCCUGUUUUGAUUUUAUGAAAACUGACCUUGAUAGUGUUAGGAUCCAAUUCUCAGAUCCAUGAUCUGGCCUAUGGUUUUUUAUUCAAAGCCUUGGGGAAAGUAUGUACACUGAAAUUAUGUCAUGCCCUUCUCUGUUUAAACGAGGGUGUAUGCACAAGUUAGUUUUUAAGCUUGUUUGCUUGAAAUACAGUUGAUGAAUAUGUAUUUGGGUGAAUUCAAUAUAUUGAAUUGAACUGAUAUCCUUAAUAACUCUCCCUUUUUCUU
Messenger RNA from Rubroshorea leprosula, 2119 nucleotides. The record is from the annotation of a GenBank genome assembly. Lineage: Eukaryota; Viridiplantae; Streptophyta; Magnoliopsida; Malvales; Dipterocarpaceae.